GGCGAGAUUGAACGCGGAGGAGGAGGGGGGGAAGAAGGAAGGAAGAAAUUAUCUGUUCGUACGGGGGAAUUUCUAUUGAUCGGCGAGAAAAUGGCGAACGGUGGACACGGUGUGGUAGUGAACGGGGUUGGUGCACCUGGUGCCGGCACUCUUUCCAGGGAGGAAAGACGUCGACGCAGAAGAGCGACGCAAAAGUAUCGAACUGCACACGCCACGAGAGAAAGGGUCCGAGUAGAAGCGUUCAAUCUAGCUUUCGCGGAGCUUCGAAAGCUUCUGCCGACUCUGCCGCCGGACAAGAAGUUGUCAAAGAUCGAGAUCCUUCGACUCGCCAUCUGCUACAUCGCUUACUUGAACCACGUCCUCGAGGCCUGAGCCGAGCAGGGACUCGGUUCCCUAUAUUUUUACACAAUCGAAUUCUGCGCGUCAUCCGGUAUGACGCUCGAGUCGAAUAUAUAUCGAGAAGAAAGUAUACAGAAUCUUUUCCACCUUCUUUUCUUUUCUUCCAACCUAUUUUAUCGUAUAUAAAACACGUGUAAUUCGACCUCUCUUUCUA
Molecule: messenger RNA, 553 nt
Organism: Apis florea (little honeybee)
Lineage: Eukaryota; Metazoa; Arthropoda; Insecta; Hymenoptera; Apidae
Product: helix-loop-helix protein 1
Biological process (GO): regulation of transcription by RNA polymerase II
Molecular function (GO): RNA polymerase II cis-regulatory region sequence-specific DNA binding; DNA-binding transcription factor activity, RNA polymerase II-specific; protein dimerization activity
Source: RefSeq, a predicted model, not a curated record